ACAGUCAGUUACCACAGCUCAAUCUCCUCCAGGUUCCACUCAUGGUGGAGUUUUUUGCCUUUGUCCCUCCCAUCUCACAUUAACAGCCAAUGUGUAGGUGCCUAGUCUAUAUGCAGACACCACCCCUCAGCGGUUUUCCGGCUUUUUCUGUAGAAGUGGCGAAGUACUAUUGGUGCGUGUGAGAACGACCAAUGGCUGGAGCGCACGCUGCUUUCGCGUGGAAGUGAAUGAAGUAUGCAGGUAGUUUGCACUGGUGAACGUCCUCUGUGAGGUGUUAUUAUUGUUGGAGCCCGCAAUCAAGAGCUCCAUUCCUCAGCCGUUGCUUUGGGUUACCUCACGGCGCACAGGAAGAGUGUCUACAGGGCGGGAAUAUAGUGACAUCUGAGAGCGCCAUAGCUGGGAGUUCUGCGCUCUCCCUGGAAACUGACAUGGAAACUAAAACAUUUUGGAGCAGGCUGUUCUUUGCGCUGACACUUUUGCUUCUAGUUUCUUGUGAGGACGAUAACCAAGAAACGUCACUCAAUGAAACAGAGAUUAAAGAAGAAAAUGGAGUCUUGGUGCUAAACGAUGCAAACUUUAAUACUUUUAUUGCCGAUAAAGACACUGUACUUGUAGAAUUUUAUGCACCAUGGUGUGGUCAUUGCAAGCAGUUUGCUCCAGAGUAUGAAAGCAUUGCAGAAACAUUAAAGAAAAAUGAUCCACCUAUACCUGUUGCUAAAGUAGAUGCUACAGAAGCAACAAAGAUUGCUGACAAAUAUGACAUUAGUGGAUAUCCUACAAUAAAGAUAUUCAAGAAAAGCCAGCCUGUUGAUUAUGAUGGUUCACGGACAGAGAAGGCAAUUGUAGCUAAAGUUAAAGAGGUUUCGGAUCCUAACUGGACAAUCCCACCUGAAGCAACAAUAGUUUUAACUGAAGCUAAUUUUGAUGAUACAGUAGAAGCUGCAGACAUCAUACUAGUCGAAUUUUAUGCACCAUGGUGUGGACAUUGCAAAAAGCUUGCACCUGAAUAUGAAAAAGCUGCUCAAGACCUUAGUAAACGUACACCAUCAAUACCACUUGCAAAAGUUGAUGCCACUACAGAAGCUGAACUUGCUAAGAGAUACAAUGUGUCCGGUUAUCCUACACUAAAGAUUUUUCGUAAGGGCAAACCAUAUGAUUAUAAUGGACCUAGAGAAAAAUAUGGAAUUAUUGACUUCAUGAUUGAACAGGCUGGUCCUCCAUCAACUUUAGUCCAAACAGUAAAACAAGUGCAGGAAUACUUGAGAGACGGAAGUGAUGCUAUAGUUUUUGGAAUUUUCAUUGGCAGCCAGGAAAAGAAAUUUCAGCUUUAUCAGGAUGCAGCAAAUGCUUUAAGAGAAGACUUUAAGUUUUAUCAUACUUUCAGCUCAGAUGUUGCAAGCUUCCUAAAAGUACAAACUGGACACCUUGUUGUUAUGCAUCCUGACAGAUUUCAGUCAAAGUAUGAGCCAAAAAAACACCUCUUUGAAAUCAAAGAUUCCACAAGUGAGCAAGAGCUGGAGGAACAUGUGAUAAAGCAUUCUUUGCCCCUGGUUGGUCAGAGGACAAAAGUGAAUGAAGCAAAAAGAUACAAUAAGCGUCCCCUCGCAAUUGUUUAUUACACUGUAGAUUUCAGUUUUGACCAUCGCACUGCUACCCAGUAUUGGCGAAGCAAAGUCUUGGAUGUUGCAAAAGAUUUUCCAGAAUAUACCUUUUGCAUUGCUAAUGAAGAUGAUUAUGCAUCUGAAUUAAAAGACCUUGGAUUAGAUGAAAGUGGAGAGGAAGUGAAUGUAGCAAUUCUGGAUUCUAAUGGUAAAAAAUAUGCUAAAGAGCCUGAAGAGUUUGAUUCAGAUUCACUUAGAGAGUUUGUAAUGAACUUUAAGAAAGGAAAACUCACUCCAGUCCUUAAAUCCCAACCUGUGCCGAAGAACAAUAAAGGAGUUGUUAAAGUAGUGGUUGGUAAAACCUUUGAAGAAAUUGUAAUGGAUAAAAACUCUGAUGUACUUAUAGAGUUUUAUGCACCAUGGUGUGGUCAUUGCAAAUCACUUGAACCUGUUUACAAUGACUUGGGUAAAAAAUACAGAUCUGUGCCAAACCUUAUUAUAGCGAAGAUUGAUGCUACUGCCAAUGAUAUACCCAUUGACAAAUACAAAGUACAAGGAUUUCCAACAAUAUUUUUUGCACCGAAGAACAGAAAACAUAACCCAAUUAAAUUUGAAGGUCAUGAAAGAGAUCUUGAAAGUUUGUCCAAAUUUGUGGAAGAACACAGGGCGAAGUCAAAAACGAAAGAAGAACUUUAAAAUAUGUCUGCUAAAAAAAAAAGAUUAUAUAUAAUUUUUUUUCUUUAUGUACUAUUAUUGUACACAGUUGCUGGAUAAGUUACUUACAUUACUGAGAUUCUUGCCAAUAGUUGGAUUAAAGGGGUUAUCCAGUGAAAAAGCAUUUCUACUAAUAUUUCCAGCCAGCUUAAUAAAAUAUUUAUUUUUAACUCUCCUCCUUACGCUCACUUGUAGGCUCUAGUAUCAGGAUGCCCCAUUUCUGUCCGGUCUCCGCUGACAGUCUGCUUCCUGUAGUAGGCUGGAGCUGCAGAUGGGAUGUCACAGGAUUCAACCAAUCACUGGCUGUAGCGGUGUCUCGGACUGUACUGUCAGUUUCCCUGGCUGCUAACGAUAUAAUCUGCAGCUCCUGGGAAAGCAUUUUCACCAGCCACAGACAGGGCAUCCUGAUACUAGAAGCUACGAGGGAGUGAGGAAGGCGAGAUAAAGGUUUCUAUUUUAUUAGGCUGGGCAUAUUAGUAGAAAAAGAAAAACAUUUAAAUGGAUAAUCCCUUUUAAUGAUAAUUUGGAUAGAUGUCUUUGCAUAUUUUUUUAUUCCAAAAACCUUCAGGUUUUUUCCUUACAAAUUGUAUAGACCCCCUCGUAAUUUUUUUUCGGAUGGUAUACAUAUUAUGUGAUUUAUUUUCACAGAUGAAAUAAACAUUGAUUUCUUAUGGAUUAACUUCUGUCAUGAUCAGUAACAAAGUACCUAAUUCCUAAAUGCUGGAAUUCCAGAUAGCAUGUAUUAUUGUAAAUUAUAGCUUUAAUAAAUAUUAGGGCUGCAUGAA
Messenger RNA from Hyla sarda, 3100 nucleotides. It is a transcript of the gene PDIA4, whose product is annotated as protein disulfide isomerase family A member 4. Gene Ontology annotation, cellular component: endoplasmic reticulum; cell surface. Gene Ontology annotation, molecular function: protein disulfide isomerase activity. The transcript has 10 exons. NCBI's taxonomy places the organism in Eukaryota, Metazoa, Chordata, Amphibia, Anura, Hylidae. The coding region runs from base 429 to 2297 and encodes 622 amino acids. The record is from RefSeq and is a predicted model, not a curated record. Gene Ontology annotation, biological process: response to endoplasmic reticulum stress; protein folding.